Symbiodinium necroappetens is the source of this 1545-nucleotide messenger RNA. NCBI's taxonomy places the organism in Eukaryota, Dinophyceae, Suessiales, Symbiodiniaceae. The record is from the annotation of a GenBank genome assembly.
AUGGCACCCGCCGCUGAGGUCAUGCCCGCGCAGCGGCGGCAUGACCCUACAUCUGAGUCUGGCUGGGUCUCCUCCUAUGCAAUGCUGAGUCUUUGCAAGGCGCCUAGCGACACCACCCGCAGCCCAACUCAGUCGGAGCCCUCGAGCUGCCCGUCGACGCCACCCACCAGGUGCAGCAGCAAGCCUUUUGCUGCUAGACUGCGGAACUACGAUUCUGUGGCCAAUGCAGAGAUGUGGAAAUGGUUGUGGCUCGACUUCGCUGCGCCAGUGCAGGCGUCUGUUCCACGGCUCAUCAGGAAGUCCAUGCGCAAGUGCUCUAAGAGCUCUGCGAGUUUAGCGAGUCUGGACUCCAUGGACAUCGAGGGGCUUGACACCAUCACCGAAGAGCAUAGCGUGGGCUUAUCACGCAACUCGCUGCUCGGGGAGGGGUCUCUGGGAGCUGCUGUGUUCACUUUGGUCUCCUCCGCCAUGGGCGCAGGCUGCCUUUCGCUUCCGUUCAUGCUGAAGAACUCAGGUAUCAUAUCUGGACUGUUGAUGCUGGGACUGGGGGCAGUCUUGGCACACCUGUCGUUGGUAGUUCUGAUGAGCUGUGCCCGAUAUACAGAGUCGGAAAGCAUGGCCCAGCUCGUGGCAUUGGCACGCGGCCGGGGCUCCGGGCACAUCGUGGAUGUGGUCAUUGCUGUUUAUGGGAUAGCGGCCGUACUCUGUUACCUGAUGUUCAUCGGCGAUUUCUUUCUUGGCAUUGCUAGGUCGCCUCUCUUGGAUCUGCAGGUCUCAAGGGAGACCCUCAUAGUCUGCAUUGCAGUCGCAGUGGUUUGGCCGCUCUCCCUGCCGCGGCGGCUCUCAGCCCUUCGAUACGUUUGUGUGCUGAGCGUGCUGGCCAUCGGCCUCACUGCCUUGGUCGUUACCUGGCGAGCGCCGAGCUAUGCUCAGCACAGGAGUGCUGCGGCUAAUACGGACGAGAAGUGGCAGCUCGUCUGGUGGAACAGCGACCCGUACGCGGCUCUGCAGUCCUUCAGCAUUGCCUUGUUCUCUUUUGCGGCGCACACGAAUGCAGUACCCGUUGCGACUGCAUUGAAGCAAGCGGAUGGUGGAAGCAUCUGGCGAGUCUCUCUGUACUCAGUGUGUAUUGAGUUGGUCUUCUACACACUGAUGGGCUUGGCUGGAUACGUGUCUUUUCGAGGAUACACCGAGCAGGACUUCAUCCUCAAUUACCGAAAUGAUGACAUGCUGAUGUUCUUGGUGCGUUGCAUUUAUGGCGUGGUUGUCUGUCUGGGAGCGCCGAUCAACUUGUCACCUGCCGCCUCAAGCAUUUUGGGUCUUCUGGGCAGCGAGCGCAGGACCCCCAAGAGGCACUUCAUCGUGGUGACCACAAUCAUCGCCAGCUGCGUCUGCGUGGCGCUCUGGAGUGAGAAGGUGGCAGACGUGAUCGGCCUGAUUGGUGCCAGCUUUGGCUCGCUGAUCGUGCUGGCAUGGCCCGCUAUGAUCUACCGCCAGGCUAUGUUCGACACUUGUCAAAGAUUGUCGACCGGCUUGCCCUGUUAA